AUGACAAACGACACAUCAGUCAUCAGAAACAAGGACAACAAGUGCUCAGGUCCAUACCUACUCUCCAAGGACCCACCGCACUACAUCACCCCCGUCGAACUGUCCGACAUCCCCGAGGUCGUCCGGGUCCUCAACAUCAACAAGGACGUCUACUACGGAACCGGCUCCUUCGAGUACCCUCACCUAGAUUCCCAUGCCCGCACAAGAAUUGAAGCCCGCAUCAGGGGAAACAACGAGACUGAAUAUACUACCUGCUGGGCCAUGCGGACUUCACCCGAUGGUCCUUUGAUGGGAUGGAUCCAUGCACACUUCUUACCUCCUGGAUGCGCGACUCACCCAGAGACGGGAAAGCACUUGAAGAUUGGGGUGAUAGGGUACUGGGUCAGUCCUGAGCAUAUCUGCCGAGGAUACGGGUCCCGGUCAGCGAGGUUCAUUGUGCAUGAGGUUCUGUUCAAGGAACGAGGGUGUGAUAUCGUGAGAGCGGUGGCGUAUAGGGAUAACAUUGCGAGUCGGAGAGUACUGGAGGCUGCAGGGAUGAGAUGUGAGGUGGAGGAGAAGGUUGUGUUUUCGAACAAGUUGGAGAAGGAGAUGGUUGACAGUUGUUAUGCAGCGCACCGAGUCGAUUCCACCUUCCCUGUUAUUACACCCAACUAG
Molecule: messenger RNA, 654 nt
Organism: Linnemannia hyalina
Lineage: Eukaryota; Fungi; Mortierellomycota; Mortierellomycetes; Mortierellales; Mortierellaceae
Source: the annotation of a GenBank genome assembly